AAAAAUUUCGACUUAUUUUUUAGUUGCCAAUCUCCAGCUUCCGCCCAAUAUGCGAUAUCAAGACAUUUUGCUCGGUAUUGCCGUGGCCUGUCUAAUGGGUUUCAUUUGCGCCGACGCGAAAACCGUUUUCCGACGAGCAGAUAAAAUAUCUCACCCCUUUCAGCGUCUCAAUUUACCUCCGGAAGAAAUAGAUCCAAAUGUUGCGCCACCUGAACCACAACAAAUCGAAUCACUCAACUCAGAAGACGUUUCGGGUCCUGGUGCUGAUGAAACUACGCAGUUUGCGGAUGAAGUCGUUGAUCAGGCAGAGGAAGUAGCUGCCGCUGUCGUAGAUGAGGCGGCAAAUGAGAUAGUGGACGCCGUUACUACUGCAUCUGCAGUGGCUACACCGGUUGCAGCGGCAGUAGCUGCUUCUCCGGCAGCCGCUUCGGGCGGCUCGGCUGUCAGCGCGGCAGUGACCGAAGCUACACCAGUACAGAAUCAGGAUGAUCCAAAUCCAAUUAGCAAAUAUUGUAAAUGUACCGACGAUCACUGCGAUUGCUGUCGGCAAUUCAAUUUGCCUAUAAUUCCCGUGCGCGGUCCCGGUUGUGCAAAGAUUACCUAUUUGGGCAAUGAGCGUAUGUCGGUAUCGCUUAAAUAUGGAGACAUUACAUUGGCGACUCGCACGAUUUCGGGCAAACGCGCCAAACCCAUAUGUGUGGGCCUACCCGGUGGUUACUCUAAAUUCUGUGGACGCGUUUAUGGUCUGUCAAAAGCUAAGAAUGAUUUCAAGGCUUGCUUGGGCUUUGAGUUGCGCGCUGAGGAUGAGGUGGAGGCAGCAUUGCGCAUUUCAUGCUUCAAAUUUGGACCUGAGGGUCUAAGAGUGGCUGAAGCUGAACCGCUACCCACCGAGGUGAAUAAGGACGAAGAUGAUGAUGACAUUUUCGGUUUCGGAGCUGGUGGCGAUGAUGACGAGGAUGAUGACUACGACGACGAGCCGGAGGAAGCCGACGAGACCGAUGAAGAGGAGGACGAAACGGAUGAAGAUGAUGAAGUCGAGGAAGAUGAUGACGCAGAGGCCCCCGCCGAUGCUGAUUAUGGUGGCUUUAGCUUGGCCGGUCUGCUCGAUGAAUUGGACGAUGAUGAUGAAGAGAAACCAACAGCAGCUGUCACUCCUGCUGUAGCUGCUACACCGGCUGCGCCCGCUACACGGAUUGCUGAAAACAAAGACACUGCACAGGGGAAAGAGGAUAGCGACACCGAAGCGGCGGUAGCGAGUGAUCAUAGUGCCGUCGCGCCAAUUGAUGAAACGGCUGCUGUAACACCCGCACCCGCAGCUGUUGAUGCUUCCACAGUGAAGUCGAAGAAAAAAUCGAAGAAGGCGCGCAAACAAAAGAAAAAGAAGGCCGCCUCGACGGGCGAAAAUGAUUUUGCCCUUGAAAUUUUGAACGGCAUACUGGAUUUUUUCAAUUAAGCCUGCAAAACGGACUUGCAGGCAUGUAUGGGAAUAGUGUAAAUACGAUUUAUUAAAGCGAAUUGAAUGCGACCGCUUUAAUUUAAAAAAAAAAAAAACACAAAAGAAACAAAGUUAGGUUAGACGAGUAAAAAUAUUUAUUUAAUUUAUUUUAUUGUGAGUAUAUGUAUCUAGUAAGUAUUUCGAUAUAAAAAUUUGUAUAUCUGUAAGUGAAUAAGUCAAAAUUAAUUAAAUAUCAAAAUCCCGUAGUUCUUAAUUGACUUUCACUCGUCGAAGCGUGAAGUAGCCCUGUUUGAUUGAAUUUCGGUGUUAGACCGCAUAAAGAAAAAUAAAAAUCUGGUCAACAUUUUGCCCAUCAACUUUAA
Rhagoletis zephyria (snowberry fruit fly) is the source of this 1818-nucleotide messenger RNA. RefSeq lists its product as uncharacterized. The record is from RefSeq and is a predicted model, not a curated record. Lineage: Eukaryota; Metazoa; Arthropoda; Insecta; Diptera; Tephritidae.